Messenger RNA from Selaginella moellendorffii, 2420 nucleotides. RefSeq names its product mitogen-activated protein kinase kinase kinase kinase 4-like. Bases 294 to 2378 code for a protein of 694 amino acids. The transcript has 5 exons. The record is from RefSeq and is a predicted model, not a curated record. Gene Ontology annotation, biological process: protein ubiquitination. Lineage: Eukaryota; Viridiplantae; Streptophyta; Lycopodiopsida; Selaginellales; Selaginellaceae. Gene Ontology annotation, molecular function: ubiquitin-protein transferase activity.
UUUCAACAAGUUUUUUUUUUCGUCUUUGGGGAGAAAUGAUGCUUGUUGUCCACGACCAAGACCUAAUGAAGGCGCCGCGGCAUUGGAGCUUGGCGAUGGGCGUUUCCUCCGGCGCGCGCUAGACGAGGGCGAGGAUUUGGCCCUCUUGGGGCUGCCAUAGGAAAUGCCGGUGUCGAUUCCAGGGCGCGGUAGCAUCAGCAGCAGCAAUAGCGCCAGGGAUUAGGCAGGUUGUAGCUGGAAAAGAAAGAUUAGAGCAUAGAGAAGGGCUUCAACAGGUCGCAUUGGGCUGAAGAAUGUGCAUACUGUGCGCUGGAGCAAAGUUUUCGCGACGCAUCGUCGCCAUGCUACCAUGGUUGAUCAUCCCUUUCGUCAUCGUUUGGGCCUUCUCGCAGUUCCUGCCACCCGGCUACCGCUUCGAGAUCACGUCCACGAGGCUGGCAUGCGUGGGAGUGCUUCUGAGCAGCCUCUUUUGGUACGAGUUCGUCGUCCCCAAUCUCUCGCAGUGGCGGGAUAGGAGAGCGAUCCUUCUCCGCGAGAGGCAGCGUAUAGAGGCACAGAAGGCCGCAAGGUGGCGAAAGGAGGCGACCAAGCACUGCCGGAAUUGCCACACUCCUUACCGCGACCAGACUCCACAGGCGAGUGGCAAGUAUAUGUGCACCAACUGUGGCCACGCCUCGAAGAAGCCCGAGCUACACGUCCCCGGGGAUCCUCGGCCCAGGGACUUAAAGUUGAUCGACCACUCGACGUGUUGGAGAUCGCUCUGGGAGGAGCUGGACAAGCAGAGAUUUUUCCAUCUGGUGCAUAGGUGGGUGGCGCUGGCAGGGAAGCUUUUGGCCUGGUUGUGGAAGCAGUUUUGCCGGCAGGAUGGCUCCAGGGAUGGCUCGCAGGGUCGACAGCAGAACGCGAAGGAGAUAGACGAGACGGAGGAGAAGAGAGGAAGGGCGAGGAGGAAGGCGGAGGAGAAGCGUCUAGCGAGACUAGAGAGGGAGAAGAAGGAGGAGGAGGAAAGGAGGGACAGGGAGGAGUUUAAGAAACUCGUAGACGAGAGGAGCAAACUUCGUGCUGAGCUACUUGAGGCCGAGAAUGCGAGUAAGAGAGAAGCCGCUGCCGAGAGGGAACGUGAGUUGAGGAGGGAUAGAGAGGCUGAGAAGAAGAGGCAGGAGAAAACUAAGGCGUCGCCCAAGGAGAAGGAGUUGGCCAGCGACAAGAGUGUUGGUGGUAGUAGUCCUGGUAGUAGUACAGAAGAGGCACGGACUAGGAUUGAAAAGGUGGGAUAUUUUGGCAGGAGGAGGGGUUACAGCUACUUCAGCGACUAUAGGAACUCUAGAGCAAGCUCCAGCUCUGGUGGAACCCCUCUCGGAAAGCACCAGAACUUAAGUUCGACAAAGAUUAGGACGAACGCGCCAGCGAAGUCGACUAGUGCGGCUCCGCCUAAGGAGGUGGCGCCCCCCGGGACUUCGAUGAGCUGGUCCAAAGCCUUGUGUGGAGCAGCCAACACCAAAGUGGAAGCCUGCAGCGCUUCCUCGGAGGCUUUUCCAAAACCACUGGCAAAUGGUGGUUCAUUCUUCUCAAAGAGUGCUGUUGCUGCUACAACCACAAGUUCGAAGCCGCAACCUCUAUCACCCGAAAUAACAGCAGCCCCUCCCUGUCAAGAAGCUAGCGGCUCGACUCCAGUGUCCACCGAUCCCAUUUACUUCCCAGGUACCGCUCCAGUACUUCCUCCCAUCUCUGCUCCACAGCAUAACACACUGACUAGCGAACCAGUCGCGUCUUCCACCUCCCUCUUCUCCUCGUUCUUCCCAUCGACCACCGUCUUACCACCUCCGACUAGCAUCGAUGCUACUUAUUCAGUCAUGUCCCCGACACUGCUCUCGCCAGUCUCACGCUCAGUGUCGAGUGACUUUGCCUGGCCUGGCCCGUUCUCCCAGAAAACCGUGCGAGAUCCUUGCAUCCAGCUUCCAGAGGAUAUAUGCCUGUCACCCUCGCUCGACACCAGCAGCUGGCUACCGCAGUACGAUUACGAGGUGGACAACGUUCCUCCGGAGUUUUUGGAUUGCAUAACUCGUGAUAUCAUGGUGGAUCCGGUGACCACUGCUGACGGGCACUCGUAUGAUCGAUCGACGAUCAAAGCAUGGCUGAAGGAGCACAAAACUAGUCCGAUCACUGGAAUCGAGCUGCCUCCAGCUCCUCCUCCAGACAAUGUGGAUAGAACUCUUCGGCCGAAUCACGUCCUCCGUUCCCAGAUACUCGACUACAACGAGCGCAAAGCUCGAGAAAGGGCUAGUCGAGAUGGAUGGCCAGUGACGAGCCUCCCGAAUCAGCAACACCAAAUCUCUUGCGGUUUGUUUAUUUCUCCGGGCUUACAUUCUAUGUGGUAAAAACGAAGUUAAGAAAGAAGAAAUGAGAGCUUUUGCCCUUUA